AUGUCGGAACCAAGGAUACCGUGGUCGCCCGCGCUCUCCUCUACGUCUUCCACUGCAUCUACCACAGCCACGAUUAUCGACAGCUCGCCUAAUCCGAAGUCGGUCUCGAACCUGUUCAAGCAGCUCAAGUACUUGGUGAUUGGACUGACGCUCAGCUUGUACUUGCAAGUGCCGCAGCAUUUGUCAGAUGCGGUUUCGCUCGGGGUUUCUUCGGUAUCGGCCAAGCUUGCGCUUCUCUCGCUGGCGCUGCUGGUUGUGACACUGGCGAUUUUUACGCACAUCGUGCUGUUGCCGGCACGCGGGUUUGCUGUCAACUACGUCGACUGGAAAUCGGAUGUGCGUCUAGCAACGUCGAUUCCAGCACUGACCGUGUGUAUUCUGCUUGGCUGGUCGAGCCUGUUGAUCACGCUGAGUCCACUAGGUGCCCCGCUUCCUCCAUCGUCCGGUAUACACGAGCGGCUCGCUCAAGCGGCGCAACUGGUCAACUCGCGCUCUCUGCUCGCGCAAAUCAACACGCUCCCUACCACGUAUUUCUCGUCUUCAACGCGUGAGAUCUCGUGGGACAAACUCUCCAGCUUGCUGUCUCUCUCAUCGUCUAGCUCAAGUACACUGCAUACGUACUUUGACCAACUCUCCGCUAGAGCCGACCAGUGGUCGCACGCAAAUCUCCGAGCCAUAGGCUGGACAGGCGCCCUGAUCGCAAGUAUAUCUACCUACCUUGCCGCUUUCGGUACCAUCGGCAUCAUCGGCUUUCUCGCUCCUGAUAAUCGUCCCAGCAAACACAAGUCCUUCUGA
Molecule: messenger RNA, 795 nt
Organism: Mycosarcoma maydis (corn smut)
Lineage: Eukaryota; Fungi; Basidiomycota; Ustilaginomycetes; Ustilaginales
Exons: 1
Coding region: 1-795 (264 amino acids)
Source: RefSeq, a predicted model, not a curated record